GAUCCAUCUCCUUUGCGCGCACAGCAUGCACGACCUGCUGAACAUGUCUCCAAUGGAGUGGUCCCCCAAAGCACCAGCAGAUCGUGAUCCUGGUUUACCCCUGGAUCGGCCACCGCGCCUGGAGCUUGGGCGCGAGGCCGCCGGCUGCAUCGCCGAUGCCAUGAUGCUGCAGGUCUCGAUCCAACUGGAACGGGCCCGGCCGCUCAUCAUAUAUGAAGUGCUGCAGACCUUGCGUCAGGCCAGGCCGCAGGCGCCCAAGGAGGAGGUCAUGCCCUUGCCUCGCUGGGCGCCCGCAGGCCCUGCUCGCAAGCAGCCGCUGCGGAGCAACAGCAGCCUCAGCGCCUGCUUCCCGGCCAUCCCCGAGGGGAUGAUUGCAAGCAUAAACCUGGACGAGAUGCCGUCCAGCAUAAGCAACUCCGAGCAGGCCGUCGGCAUGCUGACUGGGAACGAGCCCAUCUCCGGCGAGUUAAUGGACUCGCAGGACACGAAGCGCGGCCUGGACGUGUGCAAGAGCAGCAAGUGCAGCAGCGUCAGCAAGACCAGCCGGACUCGGCGAAACAAGAUGGCGAGAGCGGCGAUGUCCAUUCACGAGUUGUCGGACAUGGCCCUCGUAGGCAGGGACCAUCACUUGGACCAGGUCAUCCCUUCGGAUUGUGAUCACACCCCGCACGAGCCUCCGAUGCGGAUUUGGUCAUCGCGGCACUCGCGGCAGCUGGACAUGGCGGUCAAGACAAUCCGAAAGGAAGCAGUGAUCCUGCCCCGCACCGUCUCAGGCGCCUGGAGGCGACAAGCGCGGGUUCUUGCAGAACAACUCCAGGAAGACAUGGCCGAGGAGGUGGCCAUGGCGAAGACCAACUUCUCCUUCCGCGGCGGCCUCUGGUGGCUGCGGCACCUGGUGGGCCUCCGGGGCUUCCAUUCCAAGUCGAAAUUUAUCAGCAUGGUGGUGGUCCUGCUUGCCUCAGUGGUCAAAGUCGUAGAAGCGCAUGCCAGACUUGAAGGGAAUGGCUACGAACCGUGGAUGAGCUAUGUCUUGAACUUCGGGAUGCUCGCGAGUGCGGUGGGCGGGCUGGCGGUGCACCACUUGAGCUCCAAGAUCUCCGAUUCGAGUCUCCCCCCAGGUGAACAGGACGGCCUUUUGCGAGCUCAUUCGGUGGGCCUGGGCUACGUGAAGCCCUGGCUGAUGAUCUCCAAGCGGAACGGCGGGCUGCUGGGCGCCACCUGGCUGUGCUCGAUUGCCUCCAUCAUCGCCACCCGCAUCUACAAGACCCAGAACAUCCGGAACGACCCGGGCGAGCGCGCCUACGUGGUCACUUCAGGUGUUUUGGGCUUCAUCAUCACCUCCGGUAUCAUCUGCGGCCUGUGUAUGCGGGUGGUGCACAUUUGCUCGGCCAUGAAGACCAGCGUGAUCCGCUACAUGCAGGACUUGGCCUCGGAAGACCUGGAAUUCGAAGGAAUGGCCGCCAACUGGAAUACCAUCCAGAUCUUUAUCCGCACUCUCUGCGACGGAUGCUCCUACACGCUGACAGCGGUGAGCUUGGUGAUUCCCGUACUCGGCGCAGGUGCCGCCUUCCAGAUCCACUAUGUAGACAGCUCCUGGCUGGACGUUCUCUUCAGCGUGCUGCCCUUUGCGACUGUGUCUGCUAUGCCCAUGCUGUGCCUUUACAUUGCAGCAGACCUCACUCAGCAGUGCGAACAGGCGCCCCAGGUGGCGAACUCCAUGCUGGUCAGCGAAUGGGACACCCCAAUGGCGCAGGACCUGCUGGCCUUCAUGUCGAGAUGCCAAAUCGGAUUUUACGUGAAUGAUAUGCGAGUCUCCCCGGCGGCCGUCAUGAAGUUUACAUACGUGCUUGUCGCCAUCUUCUUCACGAUCAUCUCAUGGAAGGCCGAAAGCAUGCUUUGAUUUGCCCGCGCCGAUGGGGGUCUCAGAAACAGCCCUGUUUUGCCUG
Effrenium voratum is the source of this 1946-nucleotide messenger RNA. The record is from the annotation of a GenBank genome assembly. NCBI's taxonomy places the organism in Eukaryota, Dinophyceae, Suessiales, Symbiodiniaceae.